Molecule: messenger RNA, 1708 nt
Organism: Spea bombifrons (plains spadefoot toad)
Lineage: Eukaryota; Metazoa; Chordata; Amphibia; Anura; Pelobatidae
Gene: PRRC1
Product: proline rich coiled-coil 1
Exons: 9
Coding region: 209-1534 (441 amino acids)
Biological process (GO): activation of protein kinase A activity
Cellular component (GO): cytoplasm
Molecular function (GO): protein kinase A regulatory subunit binding
Source: RefSeq, a predicted model, not a curated record
CAGCUCACGGCUCUGCAGUCGCCGCCCAGUCCGGGUUACGUGGCAGCGCUACCGUCAGCAGUGCCUAGGACGACAUAUUCCAUGCCGGCCCGUAGGACACUGUAAAGGGGCGUGGACUAGCCAUCAGUAGUAUCAGUACCGGUUGGAGAGUCAGCUGCACCCGAUACAUAAUACCGCGGGAUAAGCUCACAGUGCCCUGUUCCAGAAAAUGAUGGAAGAGAGCGGCAUUGAGACAACUCCUCCCGGCACCCCUCCUCCAAGCACCCUGGGGACCGCCGGUGCAGCAGCUGCUCCAGCCAUUGCCACUCCAGUUCCACCAGUUUUAUCUAGUCCUUUUUCUGCUCCUGCUUUCUCACCGCUCCCACCUCCUACUUUCUCUUCUCCCCUUCCACCUUCUUCUGUACCGCCAAUGAGAACCUCGGCCCCUGUGCCAUAUGCUUCACCACCGCAUCCUGUUCCUGGCGUCCUGAGCCCUCCUCCCUCCUCUGUACCUCCAGCUUUUAGCAGUCCAUUACCAGUGUUCCCGGCUGCUACAUUUCCUCCUCCACCACUUAGCUCAACUCCUGCGCCUGUCCAAUCUGCACCACCCAUGGGCCCUCCUGUCGCAGGAUUUUCAAUGUCUUCUACUUACGACAUCACCAAAGGUCAUGCUGGGCGAGCACCACAGACACCCCUGAUGCCAUCAUUUUCUGCACCCCCUGUCACAGUUAUGCCCAAUCCUGUCAUCCAGCAAGCUCCCAGUAUGUCUGUAAGCGGAUCGCCCAUUACUUUCCCAGAGGAACCUGACGACCCCAGGGUACAGGCAAGGCACGAGGAUCUGCCUGCCGGAGGAAUCUGGGGUUUCAUUAAGGGAGUUGCAGGCAAUCCAGUUGUUAAAUCUGUACUGGAUAAAACUAAACAUUCAGUGGAGACUGUGAUCACCACGCUGGACCCAGGCAUGGCUCCUUAUAUCAGAUCUGGAGGAGAGCUGGAUCUUGUAGUGACCUCUAAUAAAGAAGUGAAAGUUGCUGCGAUUCGUGAUGCGUUUCAAGAGGUCUUUGGCAUGGCAGUCGUUACAGGAGAAGAUGGUCAGUCUAACAUAGCGCCACAACCUGUUGGAUAUGCUGCAGGAUUGAAGGGAGCCCAGGAGAGGAUAGACGGCCUCCGCAGGAGCGGUGUGAUCCAUGAGAAGCAGCCUGCUGUGUCGGUGGAGAACUUCAUUGCCGAGCUCCUUCCUGAUAAAUGGUUCGACAUUGGCUGUGUAAUUGUGGAUGAUCCUGUACAUGGUAUCCAUUUAGAGACCUUCACACAAGCUACUCCUGUGCCUCCGGAAUACGUACAGCAGGCCCAAAACCUCACUCCCCAGGAUUACAAUCUCAGAUGGUCUGGGCUCUCUGUAACCAUCGGUGAAGUGCUAGAACGCAGUUUACCCCACGUCAGCAGGACUGAUUGGCAUGUGGCAUUUACAGGCAUGUCACGUCGUCAGAUGAUUUACAGCGCGGCCAAAGCCCUUGCAGGGAUGUACAAGCAACGACUUCCACCAAGGAUCCUUUGAAAACACAGCAGGACUUUAAACAUCCUUUUAAUUAUUGUUGACCAAAACCACGUAGACUUGCUUGUUUGUAAAAUAAGCACCAGGCAGAAAUAAAAUCAUGGAAAUAUCAUGUUUUCUAUACAGUAAUGAGGUUCUGCUUUAAAAUGUAGGCACAAUGUUCAAAAAAGAAAACAA